UGCUGUGUGUAGCUCUGAGUCUUGCUGUUUUCCUUAAGAAUUUGAGGUGUCAUGAAAUGGAGGCUAUGGCUCCUCUGACCUGGGGUGACAGCACUGAGAGGGAAAGAAACAAGCCCUGGAGAGAAUUUCCUCAUUCCUCUCUCCUGUCCCACCCUGUUUGUUUUCUUAUGUGGUAGGCUACUGCAGGGUACAAAAAAAUCCUUGUGUGCGUGUGACCCUGGUAACAGUGCAGCAUUGGGGCAGGUGCACCAUGAAGUCUGUGCCCUUCAGGUGUGCAAAUGCUUUGAAAUAUCUGAGCCUGCUGCAGCCACAGUCUGUUCCAGAUUCCCUAUCCAGGGCGUGCUCAGUAAUACACUCCAAUGCCUCUCUUUCUGCGCAAACAUGUGGAGCAGGCAGCAGUCAAGAGAUCAAGUCACCCGUUCAGACAAAAAUACCUGCUGCUGAACUGCUGGGUUUGUACAAGACUAAACAUAUUUAAAGAAUUUGCAAUAAUAGAAACUUAUGUGUGUGGACUUUUUCCUCCAGGUAUGGAGUCAGCCUUUUUAAAAACAGCACCCUUCUUUUCAUGAUACAUACAGCUCCAUAUCAGUCAGCUUUCAGCUUGUUUCUUAAGAGUCUGCACAAGCAAACCAGAGACUUGCAGCGUGAAAAAUUACACAGCCAUUAACCUGUUACUGCUGCUGCCCUAGAUACUGUUUUUUACCCCAAGGAACACGUAGAGACCUCCUAAGUUGUAACUCAGAGACUGAUUGUACUGGGGUGUUCCACUGGAAGUGAUUUAUUUUUAAACAGAAAUUUAUCCACGUGUUGGUUACGUUUAGUAACACAAAAGACAGCUGAAGUGCCUCAGUUUAGGUUAUUUCCUCUUGUGCUCCUUCAUAUCCCAUCCUUUUCAGGAUCUCUUAAAACGUCUUUCAGUGUUGGGUAACUGCAGCAGGGGGUUGGGUUUGGCACUGGAGUGCUAGUAUAGCAGGGUGGGAAGGAGCUACACUAGUGAGCAUCAAGCAUGCUCUUUGUAACCUGUACCAAGACCCUGCCCAUCCACAUGCAGUCUCUUGUGAAUACUUGACCUUGUUGUUUGUUAAUACACUGUAAAUAUCUAGAGAACACAUCCCCUGUUUCUCCUUUUCUGAAGACCAGUGAUGGUAAAUUAGUGAGAAGUUGGACACAACCCCACCACAAGGAGUUUCUAAUCUGUAAACAGCCAGGUCUUCUGUGGAGCGUAUUGGAACCUGCAGGGUUUGGCAGGAGCAUGAAAUCCUAAAAUGAAUAAGUAAUCGAAUUGAACAGUAGUCACUAGCGAGAAUGUUGCAUCCAAAGCAAAAGCAAUGGAUCAGUCAACUGAAAGAAGAAGAGGAAGGAGACGAGAUUUUGGCUGGGGACAGGGGAGGUUCUUACGUUACUUCUUUCCUCUUGCAGCACACUUAUCUUUGAUCCUGUGGUGUAAAGCACUUUGGCUGUUCUUCCCUCCCUGCUGCAAAAGGCAAUUUGAAGUUUGUGUGUCUUGGCAGAGGAUUCCUUUCCCAAGUGUUUCUGUUUUGGGACUUCAGUUCUAGCGCUUGAACAUUUCAUGUCUGGAACAGUAUAAUCUUCAAUGCUACGCUAUAUGAAAAUCACACCAUUUGUUCUGCAGGUAUCCUUUGGUAAUGCUUUUCUGUGUCAGGGUCCCACUUUUCUACGUGCCUUUUGAAUAUCUCUGUUGUAAAGAUGUCUCACAAUCACCACAUGAACAGCUCCAUGUUGCCAACCAUGCAUCCUCCUGAACAUCACCACUCAACAGCAGCCCCAGGACAUAGUCAUGUAUCUGACAUGAUGAUGGCAAUGACUUUCCACUUCAGCUAUGAGAACGUUCCGUUGCUGUUUUCUGGACUUACAAUCAAUACUCCUGGAGAAAUGGCUGGUGCUUUUGUGGCUGUCUUCUUCCUGGCCAUGUUUUAUGAAGGCCUUAAGAUUGCCCGAGAGUGUCUGCUCCGUAAAUCCCAAGUCAGCAUUCGCUACAAUUCCAUGCCAGUGCCAGGUCCCAAUGGCACUAUCUUGAUGGAGACGCACAAAACUGUUGGGCAGCAGAUGCUGAGUUUCCCUCACCUCCUGCAGACUGUACUGCACAUCAUUCAAGUCGUAGUCAGUUACUUCCUCAUGUUGAUCUUCAUGACAUACAAUGGAUACCUCUGCAUAGCUGUGGCAGCAGGGGCAGGAACGGGCUAUUUCUUCUUCAGCUGGAAAAAGGCAGUUGUUGUGGACAUCACGGAGCACUGCCAUUAACACCAGAUGCUGCCCAGAAGCCUCUCCACCCCACUGCUCUCUUGAAGUGCAGCCAUCACAAGGACUGGAUCAUUCCUAAGCUGAAAGACAAACAAUAUAAAGAAAAUCAACUGGAAUUCACCACAAAUUCCUAGCUGGGGUGUAGGGAUGUGAGAAGUUGGGAUAUGCUGCUCCCCCUUGCUGCAGGCUGGCAGCAGGGUUGGCUCUUGAGGGUGCCGUGGUAGCCAUUCUUGGCUAGGAUUUGCUUUAUUCUUAGAUUAUGCCGUGAUUGAAAUUAGUUGGCUGACAGAAGUGUAGAAAUUAUUCUUUAAAACAAACAAACAAACAAAAACCAUUUUAUUUUUAAAUUGCAAAUGCUUAUCUGUGAGGGUUUUAUGAACAGUAGGUAAAGAUCAAAGUUGCCAAUAGAGCCUACGUGCACAAAUGGCUAUUUUAAUUUUACUUUUUUUUCAAUAUGUACAUAGUGCCAAGGGAGGAGAUCUCCCUGGAUUUUGGGGCCAUUGACACCUUCUGAUGCAGAAGGAGUCAGCCUCUGAGGAAGAUUUGGUGCUGCACAUCAGACAUGCUCAGGUGUGUCCUGGCAAGGGAGUACUUUGACAUAAAUAUGUGACCCAUGUGCUUCAGAGGGGUUCCAGAUGAAUCUGUCCUCCAAGCCCAUCAGAGCAUGAUGAGUGUUGUUAAUCUUCUGAUGUAUCCAGCAGCUUUACUCAGCUUCAAGUGAUAAUAUUUGGGUUUGGCUGCUUUCUCUUCCCAAUCAUGGAAAUAUAUGGAGUAGAUGCAGGACAACAAUUGCGUUUUUACAGGGGAAAAAAGAUUUUAAAUAAACCAUUGAACCCGCAUUUACUUCAUGUUGAAUUGCACCUGGAUGGAUCUAGAGCUAGACUUUCGGUUUACUAAAAAUAGCUUUGUAAACGAGGCAAGAGGUAAAUAAUGAUUUCAUGACACUAAAGGUUACAAUGUCUGAGGGCAUUCCUUGAUUGAGAUGAGAGAAGUAAAACAACCGUGUUCCUGUAAAGGAGAGAUUUGGCAAGAGAAGAAGGAAAAGAUAGAACUACAGCAGCCUUCAGUCUCUUCUCAGAUUAAAUUAGAAGCAGCUUAGGCUGAUGAAAAAGUAUUCCUGACCCAGAUGACUGCUCUUUGUCUUAAUAAUCAUGCUGUGACCAUGUUAGCUUGGAGGUGCAAGAGUUAGUGCCAGUGAUUGACAAGUAUUGUAGCGCAGUAAAGAACUUCCCAUUCAGUGCUGUGAGCUCUACGCAUUUCACAGGCAAGACAGGCUGUGACACAGGCAAAACCAGCUUCCUGCAUGUGAGAUGCCCAGAACAUGCUUUGGGCUUGCUAGGGAGCAGUUUUGGUUUAGCACUUCAUUAUUAAACUGCUUAUUCUAGGGAAUUUUGUGCGGAGUAUGGUGCAAAGCUGGAGUCUUCAUUCUACUCAGCAUGCCCAAUUUGUGCCUGUAACUGGCUGAAAGGGAGGAUGGUGGGAUUUUCAGAAGGGCACUGAAAAACAGGCACCGCUUUCAGACUGGGACUGAUAUCUGGGAUGUGCCAUGAGAACAGGGAGUCCUUUUGAGAUGGGAGUAUCUGGGCACAUGCAGUAGCAGUUUUUUCUCUGGAGUUGCUACUAGUCACACUGUUAGCAGUAGCUGUGUAAGGAAAGCUGAUCUUUGUGAAGAGGAAUUACAUUUCUUUAGCCCGUAAGCCUUACAGGGCGAGGGCCAUCCCUGUGUAUGUGCGUUCUUCAUGGUGCUGGUGCUACUACAUCAGCACAGAGCCCACCCUUGCCCUACCACCCUCUUUGAAAGGCAGCAGGAAAUCUGUUACUACUGCUACCAGGAUCUUGAAUUGCACCACGUACAGUCAACUGUCCUGGGUUGAUGCCAGCUAUUUAUUUGGACAUCCUGUUUUCUUUGGGCAGUGCAAAUACAGAAUAAAAUGAGAUGAGUUAAAAGCAGGCUUAGGCUUCUAAAGAGCUUUUUUCUGUAGCAAAUUUGCAUCUGGGUGAAAAAGGCAAAGUUAUUUUCAUGGAAAAAUUCUAGCCACCUCCUGAUGGGAGAUGGGAAAAGAUCUUCCCCAGUCUGAUCUUUGAAGGCAGUUAAUGUCUGCAACAGACUGCAGAAGGACAUACUGAUGCCCUCUCUCUGCAUCUGUCACAAAGGUAAAAAUCUUCUGUGCCCUCAAAGCAAUCAUGUCCCUCUGUGAGAGUGGAAAACAGACCCUUCUGAUACCUGCGAGAGAGCUGUGAGGAAAUCUUAAGUGUUUGUCAGACAGAAUUGAAGCAAUUAAGUGCUGGAGACAGUUGUUUAUGUUUUGAAAGCUUUACACUGCAGGGGCUUGAUCCCUGAAGGAGUUCAGAGCUGACAUUGCCAACACCACUCUCAUCAGCUUCUCUUGAACCAGCUGGAGUUGUUGCCAUUACAGGGAAGUCUGAUUAUAGGGUAUAGUUAUGAAUGGCUUUGCGUGAUGACACUAGUUACUUCAUAUACCUCUUGCUGUGUCUUUCUCUAAAACAGAACCUCUGCUUGGCCUGAUCUUCUUGUUACCACCUUUUAGCCACCUGUCCUGUAUUCAAGUGACCAGACUUUAAUUCUCUGAUUCAAGUGAUCAGAGAUGGAUGACUUGGAGAUUAGGCAAUAGCUGUAGCUUUUACAAUAUAAAUUUGGUUCUCUUGUUAGCUUUUCUGCCUCAUUCUAUGUGUAGCAUCAGUGCCCUUGAAGCUGGUUCCCCCUGAGGAUGAGUACCUCUGUCUUCAAAGGGUCAUCUCCUGCCCAUGCUUACACGAGAGGGCACACAGCUUUCUCCAGUGUGCAGAGAGGGAAGUGAUGCUGACCUAGCAGUGGUCACUUGGGGAGCAGGAACCUGGGCAGAAGUCUCCCAAGUGUCUAGCAAGCGCCCCAGCUACCUUCCAGCAGCCUGUAAGAAUGAUGGUUUGAGCACUUGGCUGUACCGGAGUUAGAAAUGGGAGCCCAGGCUGGGCUUUGGGGAGCAGAGCACAAGGGAAGAUCUGAAGGGAAGGUGGUUAAGGAGAGAAGAUGGAGGGCUGUGUCCUGUCUGCUUUGGAGCUCACUGAUGCAGUGAGGCACAACUGAGAAAGGGAUGUUUCCAGUCCUUGUCUCCCUGCCAGCUUUGGCCAUGCUUUCUUCUGGUUCAAUAUUGACAAUCCAGAGAAGCCACCUACCUCCCUGCGUCCCAGCCUCCCCCUGGUCCCCCAGAGGCCACCAGCUGCCGUCUUCUUGGCCCAGGUUGCUGUGCGCUUUGCCAGAGUCAGAGAAAAACCUGGCCUCCCUACUGAUGACUUCUACUGACUGCUUUUGGUACUGUCCCAGCCUUUCUGCUGGCUGUAUUUAAAGUUGUCCUGAUAACACUGAACUCGCAUUAAGUAGUGCUCAGAGGGAGGUGAGGACUCUAAUGAUUAUGAGACUUGAGUCAGUUAAAUUCAUAUGUCAACACACAUGUAGCGUGCUUGGAAUGUGAUGUCCUGUGUCUUUGUACCCUGAUGUUUGGUCUCCACAUGCUGUGCCUCUUGAUUAUCAUCUUGGAAGAAGUGCACAAAGUAUCCAGCCUGUGUUCAUCAGCUGGCUUUUGUUGUUUUCCUUUGAGUGCCUUUUCAGUUUGGAGCCAGUCCCACCAAAUCCAGCAGGAUUUUUAGUUUUGUUUACAGUGGACUGUCAUUUUUGUUUUUACUCUUGCUCUUUGUGGAGGUAACUUGUCUAAUAUUACUGUGAAUAUCAAGAAUCUCCUGUAUGUAAUUAACCAAUAAAAUAGAUUGCAUUUUA
Messenger RNA from Harpia harpyja (harpy eagle), 6034 nucleotides. RefSeq names its product solute carrier family 31 member 1 (gene SLC31A1). Bases 1708 to 2262 code for a protein of 184 amino acids. The record is from RefSeq and is a predicted model, not a curated record. NCBI's taxonomy places the organism in Eukaryota, Metazoa, Chordata, Aves, Accipitriformes, Accipitridae. Gene Ontology annotation, biological process: copper ion transmembrane transport. Gene Ontology annotation, cellular component: membrane. Gene Ontology annotation, molecular function: copper ion transmembrane transporter activity. The transcript has 5 exons.